Oryza sativa Japonica Group (Japanese rice) is the source of this 1151-nucleotide messenger RNA. RefSeq names its product MADS-box transcription factor 27-like. The record is from RefSeq and is a predicted model, not a curated record. Gene Ontology annotation, biological process: positive regulation of transcription by RNA polymerase II. Gene Ontology annotation, molecular function: protein dimerization activity; DNA-binding transcription factor activity, RNA polymerase II-specific; RNA polymerase II cis-regulatory region sequence-specific DNA binding. Lineage: Eukaryota; Viridiplantae; Streptophyta; Magnoliopsida; Poales; Poaceae. Gene Ontology annotation, cellular component: nucleus.
AAGACCCCUCCAUUUCCAUUCCUCCUCUUCCUCUCUUCUCCCCCCCCCUCCAAUAAUUCAACCCCCUCUUCUGGGAAACCUGGGAGCUUUCUCCUUCAAGAGCUCCCUGCUAGCUAGAUCUCCUCCUCUCUUUCUCUCUCUCUCUCUCUCUCUUUCUGUCCAUUUCUAUCUGUGCUCUCGCCUGAGCGGCGACAAUCCAGCUGAGAUCGAUCGAUCGAUCGAUGGGGAGGGGCAAGAUAGUGAUCCGGCGGAUCGACAACUCGACGAGCCGGCAGGUGACGUUCUCGAAGCGGCGCAACGGGAUCUUCAAGAAGGCCAAGGAGCUGGCCAUCCUGUGCGACGCCGAGGUCGGCCUCGUCAUCUUCUCCAGCACCGGCCGCCUCUACGAGUAUGCCAGCACCAGCAUGAAGUCAGUGAUUGAUCGAUAUGGGCGAGCUAAGGAGGAGCAGCAGCACGUCGCAAACCCCAACUCGGAGCUGAAGUUCUGGCAAAGGGAGGCAGCAAGCUUGAGACAACAACUGCACAGCUUGCAAGAAAAUCAUCGGCAGUUGAUGGGGCAAGAUCUUUCUGGAUUGGGUGUCAAGGAACUGCAAACUCUAGAAAAUCAGCUAGAAAUGAGCAUACGCUGCAUCCGGACAAAAAAGGACCAGCUCAUGAUUGAUGAAAUCCACGAACUGAAUCGAAAGGGAAGUCUCAUCCACCAAGAAAACAUGGAACUGUACAGAAAGGUCAACCUGAUUCGCCAAGAAAAUGCUGAGCUGUACAAGAAGCUCUAUGAGACAGGGGCAGAAAAUGAAGCGAAUCGAGAUUCAACAACUCCAUACAACUUUGCGGUUAUCGAGGAAGCCAACACUCCUGCUCGUCUUGAACUCAAUCCCCCAAGCCAACAAAAUGAUGCUGAGCAAACCACACCUCCUAAACUAGGGCUCCAAUUGCAUCCAUGACAAUUUAUGGUGUGGAAGUGUUGCCUAUAUUUUCACUAUUCUUAAGGGCUACAGUUCAGAGCUCUUAAAAUGUAUUGGUCAUAAAGAAGCUAACACAUAACAAGACACAGUUUGCAUGCUUGGAUGAUUAAUAUCUGAUACUGUAAAAUCUAUUCGAAUAAAAAUGUAUUAUCUGAAGAGCCCAUGAAAAUUAUUUUCUUAUGACUA